Molecule: messenger RNA, 768 nt
Organism: Parnassius mnemosyne (clouded apollo)
Lineage: Eukaryota; Metazoa; Arthropoda; Insecta; Lepidoptera; Papilionidae
Source: the annotation of a GenBank genome assembly
AUGAAUAGCAAAAAGUAUUCAGGAUCAUUUUUUUUGUUUGUAUAUUUUUAUAUUACAAAAUGCAAAGCGGAGAUGGAACCGUUUAUAGUCGGCGGUCAUUUCACAAAGAUAUCAAAAUUUCCUCAUUCAGUCUUCUUAACAGUAGAGUGUGAAAAUACUUGGAUAUGUGGUUCUUCAAUAUUGAACCAAAAGAUUCUUUUAACGGCAGCACAUUGUGUUUUUGGAUGUAAAACGCGUUGGAAAAUACAAUGUUCUGCAGGUGACGAAGACCUUAGCAAGGUAAACGUAAUAAGGGAAGCUGCCGGAUUUAAAAUUCAUGAGAAAUACGAUGAUAAAUCAAUGGCUAACGAUAUUGCAAUAUUAGACCUCAAACGUAACUUACCGUUAAAUAGAUAUAUGAAACGAGUAAUAAUAAGAAGAUCACAUCCUGUUGGCGUACUCGCAAGUGUUGCAGGUUGGGGCGUCACAAAUAGGGAAACAAAUGCGGAUUCAAUAGUGUUAAAGAUGGCGACUCAAAAAGUAUUACCCCCGUGGUUGUGCGCACGUUUUGGAUACUUGGGUCCUGGAAAGAUGUGUGCCAAAAGUCCCACGCCUAAUACGAGCCCUGCUCAAGGUGAUUCAGGCAGUGCACUCAUCACAAAAGAUUUUCAACAACUAGGGCUGGUAUCUUUUAUAUUCUCAGAUUAUCCAAACAUUCCUGUCUACACAAAUGUAUCUUAUUACUACGAUUGGAUAAGAAGCAAAUCUUUUUUAUUAUAUUGUGAUUAA